Molecule: messenger RNA, 1650 nt
Organism: Microsporum canis CBS 113480
Lineage: Eukaryota; Fungi; Ascomycota; Eurotiomycetes; Onygenales; Arthrodermataceae
Exons: 4
Coding region: 1-1650 (549 amino acids)
Cellular component (GO): mitochondrion
Source: RefSeq, a predicted model, not a curated record
AUGCGAAAUUAUAUCUCUUCAUUCUUGCGGAGGACAAAUGUUUCUCAGAAGCAAACAAGCCGGGGUCUACGUAUCCUAUGUCGAGGCAAAACCAUAAGUGCAGAACAACUUUUUGAGUAUACGAAUGGUAAUUUCCUCGUUAACGAGAAGAUCCAAUUUGACCGGCGUUAUGUGAAAUUCAACCUGGAUGCUCUCUGUGCCCUCGCGGCUACUGCGGGAGGCCAAGUAUCCCCAGUGAGAGUGGUUGAAAAGAUGGAAGGUGGCUUCAGUAAGGCACUUUUAAUGAUAAAGGAAAAUGGAAUGGAGGUUAUUGCAAAGAUUCCCUGUCGCAAUUCUGGACCGGCAGUGUAUACUACUGAAUCGGAGCAUACAAAUGUUCCUGCCCCAGAAGUAUAUGCGUGGUGCUCGGAUCCUGCGAACCCUGUAGGCGCAGAAUAUAUCAUCAUGGAGAAGGCAGCAGGUGUUCCACUUUUCAAGAUAUGGGGUGAGAUCUCACAAUUAGACAAAUUGGAGCUUAUUAAGCGACUUACGAUGAUCGAACAUGAGCUCUCUUCAAUUCAACUCCCUGCCUAUGGUAGCCUCUAUCUCCGGUCAUCUUUUGGGAAUUCACCGACUUGGAAACCUCUUAAUAUAGAAGUCGACCCUUCCCAGUCAUACUGUGUAGGCCGCACAGGUGACAGAUCGUACGUGCCAGAGGACUGUGAGGGAAUGGAGGGAUCCAGCAUCGAUCUAGGCCCAUGGAAUACAUUGUCUGCGUUAGGCAUUGCAAUUGCUAGUCGAGAAAUCUCUCGUGUUUUGCACGCCCCAUCACCUCACCCAGGGACAUUCUACCAAGGAAGCUCUACAGAGAGGACAAGUCUGCUCGAAAGCGCUCUCUGCGUCAUGAAACUACUGGACUCGAACCCUACUCUCGCACAGCCCGCAAAACCUGUCAUCUGGCAUACAGACCUUCACAUGGGAAACAUAUAUGUGUCUCCUAAUAAACCAUCGCAAAUUCUUUCGCUCAUUGACUGGCAAUCAAUAUCGGUCCUUCCUUUGUUCCUACAAGCGCGAUGGCCUGUUUUCCUAGAGCCACCUCAAAAUUUCCCCAAGGGGUUCCAACAACCAAAACUACCUGAAAACUUUCAUGAGCUAGAUGCAGAAGAACAACAACUAGCAAGAUAUGAACAGCAACAAGCUAUGGCAGCAAAGGCAUACGAGGUUUCUAGUUUUCUUCAAAAUCGAGCAGCUUAUACCGCAACGAAAUUUCCUCGUGUUUUCCGGGAAUUUUUCAAGCGCUGUGGCGAAACGUCAGAGGUUGGCGUCCUCCCUCUUCGCGCAUGUAUGAUAGAGAUAUCCCAAAGCUGGUCUGAACUAGGCUUUUCUGGUGAAUGCCCUUACUCCUUUAGUCAAGAGGAGAUAGCUGAGCAUGACACUCAGUUUAGAGACUAUGAGGACUGGUAUAAGGCACACGAAAUAGCGAGAAAGUGCCUGGAUACAGACGAAGAUGGAUGGAUAUCCCCUGAAAUGGAUAUUGUAGAGAAACGCCGCCAAAACCAAGAACUACUUGAUAUAUUUGUUGAACAGAUGGCGAGUGAGAAAUCUAGAGAAGAAUCACGGCGAAUGUGGCCGUUUAUCGAGGGCUACGGGGUUGUUCAGAAGAGUUUAUAG